Messenger RNA from Helianthus annuus (common sunflower), 3447 nucleotides. RefSeq names its product calcium-transporting ATPase 4, plasma membrane-type. Bases 59 to 3169 code for a protein of 1036 amino acids. Gene Ontology annotation, cellular component: membrane; intracellular membrane-bounded organelle. Gene Ontology annotation, biological process: calcium ion transmembrane transport. The transcript has 7 exons. NCBI's taxonomy places the organism in Eukaryota, Viridiplantae, Streptophyta, Magnoliopsida, Asterales, Asteraceae. Gene Ontology annotation, molecular function: calmodulin binding; ATP hydrolysis activity; ATP binding. The record is from RefSeq and is a predicted model, not a curated record.
UUUGUCAUCGUGACUAUAAAAGUAACCACAACCUUUACCUUACAGUGGUGGUACAGAAAUGGAAAACUACCUGAAAGAUUUUAAUGUUCCGGCGAAACAUCCGUCGGAAGCGGCGUUGAAGAAGUGGCGUAACGCCGUCUCACUCGUCAAAAACCAUCGCCGGAGAUUCCGUCAUGUUGCUGACCUCGAUAAGCGAUCUAUUCACCAAAACCGAUUCUCCAAAAUCAAGGAAGAUCUUCGGGUUUCUUUUAUCGCCGUGAGGGCAAUGAUGCGUUUCAUAGAUGCUGGUGGUCAGCAUCGAAAUACUCAAGAACAUCACCAACCAGGUGCAGUAAACGUUUCAGAAAUCAGCAAAGAUCCAGAUAAACUUGCAGCCGUGGUUCGUAACUACGACAUGAAGACUUUGCGGGCGGUUAAUGGGGCCGAUGGAAUAGCAAAAGCAUUAAAUGUGUCGGUUAACGAAGGAGUCAAAUCUAGUGAAUUGUCUACCAGACAAGAGACUUACGGCUUCAACAAAUACACCGAAAAACCUUCCAAGAGCUUUUUAAUGUUCGUAUGGGACGCGCUUCAUGAUCUAACGCUUAUUAUCCUUAUAGUUUGCGCCAUUGUUUCAAUCGGUGUCGGACUCGCAACCGAGGGCUGGCCCGAUGGGAUAUAUGACGGGUUGGGAAUUUUACUAAGUAUUUUGUUAGUUGUCACAGUUACCGCUGUAAGCGACUACAAACAAUCGUUGCAAUUUCGAGAUCUCGACAAAGAGAAAAAGAAGAUUUCAUCUCACGUAACGAGAGACGGAUGUAGAAAAAAGGUGUCGAUUUACGACUUAGUUGUUGGAGAUAUUGUCCACUUGUCGAUCGGUGAUCAAGUACCAGCUGACGGAAUAUUCAUAUCAGGAUACAACUUGUUGAUCGAUGAAUCUAGCUUAACUGGUGAGAGCGAUUACGUUCAUACCGACGAGAAUAAACCUUUCCUACUUGCGGGAACCAAAGUGCAAGACGGCUCAGCUAAAAUGCUUGUUACAGCUGUCGGGAUGAAGACCGAAUGGGGAAAACUAAUGGAAACGUUAAGUGAAGAAGGAGAAGAUGAGACCCCGUUACAAGUCAAACUAAACGGUGUUGCUACAAUCAUCGGUAAAAUCGGGUUGUUGUUUGCUGUGUUGACCUUUCUUGUGUUGACCGUGAGGUUUCUUGUGGAAAAAGCAAUGCGUAACGAGAUUUCAAGUUGGUCAUCGAGUGAUGCUUUGAGCAUGUUGGAUUACUUCGCCACUGCGGUAACUAUAAUCGUUGUUGCGGUCCCAGAAGGAUUACCACUGGCUGUUACGUUGAGUCUUGCGUUCGCGAUGAAGAAGUUGAUGAACGAUAAGGCACUCGUGAGACAUCUUUCUGCUUGUGAGACAAUGGGUUCUUCGACUUGCAUAUGCACGGAUAAAACAGGAACGUUAACCACAAAUCAUAUGGUUCUCGAUAAAAUAUGGGUAUCCGGUGAAACAAAAGACGUUAGAGACAACAAAGGUCAUGCGUUAUCUUCCAAAUUAUCAGAAACCGUAUCAACGGUUCUUCUGCAAGGUAUAUUUGAAUGUACGGGUUCCGAAGUCGUAAAGGACAAAGACGGAAAAACUUCUAUAUUGGGUACCCCUACGGAAUCAGCGAUAUUACAAUACGGUCUGGAUGCGGGUGGUGAUUUCGACGCCAUACGCAACGAGAUUAAAAUGCUAAAAAUGGAACCGUUCAACUCCGCCAAGAAGAAAAUGUCGGUACUUGUAGCUCUCCCCGAUGGUCAGACACGCGCUUUUUGCAAAGGUGCAUCGGAAAUCGUGUUGGGAUUAUGUGACAAGAUUAUUGACGGCAGUGGAGAAACUGUACCGUUGUCGAAAGAGCAAACAGAAGUUAUUACUGAUGUUAUUGAGGAAUUUGCAAAGGAUGCUUUGAGAACCCUUUGUUUGGCUUAUAUGGAUGUCGAAGGCGGUUUUGAUAACGGAAACAACAUACCUGAAAGUGGCUAUACGUUGAUUGCUGUUUUUGGAAUUAAGGACCCGCUUAGACCGGGGGUUAAGGAGGCUGUUGAAAUUUGUUUAGCUGCUGGUAUAACUGUUCGUAUGGUUACCGGUGAUAAUAUCAACACCGCUAAAGCCAUCGCGAAGGAAUGUGGCAUACUUACUGACGGUGGAUUGGCCAUUGAAGGCCCGGAAUUUAGAACCAAAACUGCGGAUGAAUUGAAUGAAAUAGCUCCUAAACUUCAGGUAAUGGCUAGAUCAUCACCAACAGACAAGUAUGAUCUUGUAAAGCAUCUGAGAGGCAUGUCGGAAGUUGUUGCAGUUACUGGUGAUGGCACAAAUGAUGCCCCUGCUUUGCAUGAAUCCGAUAUUGGAUUUGCGAUGGGGAUAGCAGGAACCGAGGUUGCAAAAGAACAAGCUGAUGUCAUUGUGAUGGAUGACGAUUUCGCAACGAUUGUAAAAGUGGCCAAAUGGGGACGUGCGGUCUACAUUAAUAUUCAAAAGUUUGUACAGUUCCAGUUGACCGUGAAUAUCGUCGCUCUUAUGAUCAACUUUGUUUCUGCAUGCAUCACAGGGUCCGCGCCUCUUACAGCUGUGCAACUGCUCUGGGUCAACCUGAUCAUGGACACUCUGGGUGCACUAGCACUGGCUACUGAACCACCAAACGACGGUCUGAUGCAACGCCCUCCCGUUAAGCGUACUGACAGUUUUAUUACCAAGACGAUGUGGAGGAACAUCAUUGGUCAAAGCAUCUACCAAAUGGCCGUACUGUUCGUUUUCAAUUUCACCGGGAAGCCAAUUUUGAAGUUACAUGGGGAGAAUGCGACCGCGAUCCUUAAUACUUUCAUAUUCAACACUUUCGUGUUCUGUCAGGUUUUUAAUGAAGUAAACAGCCGUGACAUGGACAAGUUAAACGUAUUCCGUGGCAUGUUCAGCAGUUGGAUCUUCAUGGCUGUUAUGGUUGCAACGGUUGUAUUUCAAGUGAUCAUAGUUGAGUUUCUUGGCACUUUUGCAAGCACUGUGCCCCUAGACUGGCAACUAUGGUUGCUAAGCGUUGUGAUUGGAUUGGUGAGCAUGCCAAUUGCAGUUGUUUUGAAGUGCAUUCCUGUUGAUAAGACUGCUGUCAAGGAACAACAUGAUGGUUAUGACAGACUGCCCGAUGGCCCAGAGCGCGUUUGAAGGAAAGCUAAAGCGUAUACAUAUUCUACAUCCUGCUUCGAUUUUUCUUUGCUAUUUUCCUGCUGUCAGGUUUCAAGUAGUUGAAAGUCGGAUGGUAUAUAGCUUAUUCAACUAUCGUAUUUUGGUCAAACCUCAGGGACUAAAAUGGCAAUUUACUCUUGUUGAAAUGAAACUUUCAAGUUUUGUUUUUGCCCAAAUAAUAAGUUCUUUAUUAUGAAGGAUUUUGGAUUCUGUUCAUUGUGUUUUUAUUAUUUGUUGGUGAUUGAUUUGAGCUCUUA